This is a messenger RNA of Paramecium pentaurelia, 1012 nucleotides long. Lineage: Eukaryota; Ciliophora; Oligohymenophorea; Peniculida; Parameciidae. The record is from the annotation of a GenBank genome assembly.
AUGAAAAACUUUGCAACUAACCCCAAAAAUAUUGGUGGAAUGAAGAUGCUUAAUGAUAAUAUGUUUUUACAUCAUAAAGCUCUUAUUGAUGCUAAACCAGCUAUCAAAAUUAAACCACCUAGACCUGUAAAUAAUUAUUUAAUCUUAAGCAUGUAAACAAUAUUAAAAAUGUGAAUCCUUAAAAACCUAAAGAAAUUGAUCUUCCAAUGUAUAAGAAUAAAAAAGAAUUUGAUCAAGUAAUGAAGACAUUUCAAACUGUAAUUGGAAUGAAGAAAGGUAAGAAAAAUUAAUCAAUUUAGGGAGAAUUGAUUCAAAUGCUCCUAUUACAAUGGAAUUUAGAAGGAACAUCUCAGGUAAUGCUACAAAAAAAGAAAAAUUUGAUAGAGAUUAACAUAUAUUAAAUUUACAAUCUCAAUAUAGAAGGAUAGCAAGUGCUGGAAGCAUGUAAGAAAGAAAAAAAAAUUCAAAUGAUCCAAUAGCUCAUCCUCCUAGGUUCUUUAGAAGAGAAGGAGAAACUAUGGCAAAUAUUAAAAUUGAUAAAUUGUUACACCAUUUUGUAAAUUAUAAUCUUAUUACAUAAUAGACUAAGGAAUAACGUAUGCUUGAAGAAACUCCAAAUAGUGAACUAUCAUAAAAGAUAGAAGCAUUAAAUAAAAAGAAGGUUCAACUUUCAAAACCAAAAUAACCAAGAGCAUAAUCAGCUAAACUUCCAUCUUAAAAAUCUGAACCUUCAAGUAGAAUGAAAACUAGAAAUGCUGAUGAUAUUACUACUGAAGUAAAGGAAAUACCUAAAGUUUCUACUAAUUCUGAAGAGGAUCUAGAAUAAUUAAGGUAGAUGUUAAUAAGUAAAAAUCUAUUUCUAUUUUUAGGAAUAAUUUUUCAUCAUAAAAUUUUCAAAACAGCAGAUUUAGAAACUUUAUUUGCUCGAGUUUUAAAUUAAAAUCCUUAGAUUGAUUUGAUAAGAGCAGAAAUACUCUUUGAAAUGAUUAGAGAACAACUAAAAUCUGAUUGA